Molecule: messenger RNA, 3334 nt
Organism: Doryrhamphus excisus (bluestripe pipefish)
Lineage: Eukaryota; Metazoa; Chordata; Actinopteri; Syngnathiformes; Syngnathidae
Source: RefSeq, a predicted model, not a curated record
GUUUCAGAUAAUGAGGGUUGGAAGAUGUUUUGGAUGGAUCUGAAAGCUCGGUUUCAGGUUUGUUAGUUUUUUUUUCUAACACCGACUCACUGUGACGGUUGAGACGGUUAAAAUCCAAGGAAAUACAGCUGGAAUAGGUGCGGAUUCUGGAAGAUCUAGGAAGCUUUCUGUGCGGGUUAUCGUGUGUAGCUGCUGUGUGUACUGCACUCCACGACUCAAUACAAAGGGCCCAAAAUGAGCCUAAUAGGCCCCCUUUAAGGGGUGAAUACUGAAUAAAUAGAAUAUUGCAAAAAUAUUAUGCACAAAAAAAUACUGAAUUGGCUGAUUCACCAUUUUUAAAGCAUAUUUGUAUAAAAAAUAUAUAUUUUUUCAAAUUAACAUAAUAUUUUCUUGAGUUUUUAUCACAUAAACUGAGCACUAUAAUAUUUGUAAAGGCAAAAUUAGGUUUUAGACCUCAUUACACUGCUCAGGUGUGCCUCAUAUCGUGCAUAACAAUGGGGUGUUGUGUAUCCGAGUGGUGCCCCUCAGGUGGGCCCCAAUGCAUGUAGAUUAGAUAGCAAUAAGAGAGCCGGCUGGUGUUAAUAGCUGGCAGUCAAAUGCUCUAAGCCCUCCAUCCCACGUCCUUUGGAGUAAAUCAAAUUAAACAGAAGAAUGAUUGGCCACAUAAUACCUCACUCUUAUCCUGGGUGCCAUGACUCAGCUGCGGCCUUUUCUAUUCCGAGAUCAUUAACAACGAAUGGCAUUUGUUUUCAUCUACUGUCUUUGAACAAAAGCUGUUUUUUUGCUGUUUUAGUGUCACAAUGUCUGAUUUUGAAGACCAGGGGUGAGUAAUUGUUAUUAUCUAUUGUAACAAUUCACUCAAUUCACACAACACAUUUAGUACAUGUUCUUCCCAAGAACACGUACCAGCAAAUACAAAUAGACGGUGUAGACAUUGAAAGGGUGAAGGAAAAUACAUUUCUGGGGAUCACAAUAGAUGAAAAUAUGAGCUGGAAACCUCAUAUUACAAAUAUACAACAUAGGGUGGCCAGAAAUAUUUCAAUAUUGAACAAAGCAAAAUUUGUUCUCAAUCAGAAAUCACUCCACACUCUUUAUUGCUCUCUGGUUCUACCAUAUCUUACUUAUUGUGUGGAAAUAUGGGCUAAUAACUAUAAAAGCAAUCUUCACUUGCUAAAUGUACUGCAAAAAAGGUCAGUAAGGAUAAUUCAUAAUGCCUCCUACAGAGAACAUACUAACUCCUUAUUUCUAAAAUCACAAAUACUUCAACUUGCUGAUAUAGUUCAUCUUCAAACAGCUAAAAUAAUGCAUAAGGCUAAAAAUAACCAAUUAGCUAAAAAUGUCAUCCAAUACUUCUCUACAAGAGAGGAGAAAUAUGAAUUUUGAAACACUUAUAUACGUGACAAAAAAAAAAAAUAAUAAAAUAAAGGGGCGGCACGGCGCGCAGACCUCACAGCUAGGAGACCAGGGUUCAAUUCCACCCUCGUCCAUCUCUGUGUGGAGUUUGCAUGUUCUCCCCGUGCAUGCGUGGGUUUUCUCCGGGUACUCCGGUUUCCUCCCACAUUCCAAAAACAUGCUAGGUUAAUUGGCGACUCCAAAUUGUCCAUAGGUAUGAAUGUGAGUGUGAAUGGUUGUUUGUCUAUAUGUGCCCUGUGAUUGGCUGGCCACCAGUCCAGGGUGUACCCUGCCUCUUGCCCAAAGACAGCUGGGAUAGGCUCCAGCACCCCCGCGACCCUCGUGAGGAAAAAGCGGUAGAAAAUGAAUGAAUAAAAUAAAGUAAAAAAAAACAACUUAAACUAUAUUAGGAAAGCAGGAAGUGAACAAAUAUAACAGUUACUGAUUGUAAAAGUACCAGAUGGAGGGAUAGGAUUUAAUAAGCUUUGCUUCUUCCUACUCCUUUUGGACAUGUGGAACUGUGAACUGAUUAUGGGAUGCAUUCAAUUGUAAUCUGAUGCAUGUUCAAAUGAAAUAAAACCGUUACCAUUCUUUCCCAUUGUAGAGUUCACCAGGAGGGUAAGGCACAUCACUUUCAUCAAUCUGUGCUCUUUAUUCAACAUUUAUUGAGCAUCCUGCCACUUUUUUCACUCCUCAGAUGACGAUGAGGAACAAGGAGAAGGAGGAGAACGGCCCAAGCAUAAGCCAGUGGUCACCCAACUUGCUCCCCCAAAAAUCCCUGAAGGAGAGAGGGUUGAUUUUGAUGAUAUCCACAGGAAGAGGAUGGAGAAAGAUCUUCUGGAGCUCCAAACCCUGAUUGACGUCCACUUUGAGCAAAGGAAGAAAGAGGAGGAGGAGCUGAUGGGUCUCAAAUCGAGGAUUGAGAGUCGCCGGGCGGAACGGGCUGAACAGCAGCGCGUGAGGGCCGAAAAGGAGCGGGACAGACAGACGAGGAUCGCGGAGGAGAGGCACAGGAAGGAGGAGGAGGAGGCUAAGAAGAGGGCGGAUGACGAAGCCAAGAAGAAGAAAGUGCUCUCCAACAUGGGGGCUCACUUUGGAGGAUUCCUGGCCAAGGUAGAACAGAGGAAGGGCAAGAAGCAAACUGCUCGGGAGAUCAAGAAGAAGACGCUUGCUGAAAGGAAGAUGCCGCUCGCCAUCGAUAACCUGAGGGAAGACGACUUGAGAAAAAGAGCCAGGGAGAUGUGGGAGUGUAUCUACCAGCUGGAGUCAGAGAAGUUUGAACUCUCUGAGAAAAUGAAGAGGCAGAAGUAUGAGAUCAACGUCCUCCUGAACAGAAUCCAACACGCUCAAAAGUUCAAAAAAGGUCACGGUAAAGGGAAGGUUGGAGGACGCUGGAAGUGAGUCCACACCACCAUGAAGGCUAAGGUCUCUGCAGUGUUGCACCACUGACAUGAAUAAAUUGCGGUAUUGCAUGCAAUUGCGCCGUUGUAUUCCUCACUUGUGCUGUGAAAUAGUAUGUGACGUCAUGUAAGGAUAUACUGGCUAAAAUCAUUAAAUUCUAUGCAAUGUCCUUCUGUGGUGUGAAAACAGCAUGGACGUCAUCACUCUUUGCCUCACGACACGGUUGGAAUCCAGCCUCCGUACACAUGCUGGACACUCGUUCUGCAAAGCCUGCUUCUUGCUCUUUGUUCAGGUCCAAAAUGUACCUGUGGUACAGAAGCAACUGUAUUUUUUUGUGUUAUCACUAUAGUAACAAGCCUAAAAAAAAACAAAAAAACCCUUACUUGGCCAACUCGACAACAAGCAGAGCGUCUGGUGCUGCAAUCUGCCAAAUAUUGGAGCCCAAAUGGUGCGCACAGCUUUUAACAGAAGCAUUUAACCGGGGAGGGCAGAGAACAGGAUGGUCAGUAGCAUACAGCAUCACUUGGCUGAGACUCAAAAU